Molecule: messenger RNA, 4151 nt
Organism: Larimichthys crocea (large yellow croaker)
Lineage: Eukaryota; Metazoa; Chordata; Actinopteri; Sciaenidae
Gene: asphd2
Product: aspartate beta-hydroxylase domain containing 2
Exons: 4
Coding region: 571-1680 (369 amino acids)
Cellular component (GO): membrane
Source: RefSeq, a predicted model, not a curated record
GCUGCUGUCCUCCCUGAUUGAGCUUCAGUAUUUACAACAACACGCUCAGAAGCUGCUGUCCAUCAACAGACAGACAGACAGACAGACAGACAGACAGACAGGCAGACAGACAGACAGACAGGCGGUGCUGCAGCUGUCUGUUAGAGGAUGGGUGUCGCCUCCUCCUCCUCCUCCUCCUCCUCCUCCUCCUCCUGCCGGGUCUCCCUCUGAGCGUCUCCUCGGACCGUCAUGUUGGCGCGUGCUCUCCGUCCUCCUCGCCACCACCUCGCGCACUGCAGUGGUGCGCAGCUCCUCCCGGACAGACACCUGUGCGCCUCCGCACACGCGUGAAUGUUGACGCAAGCCUGAAGGCGCGGCGUCUGUCUGAGCGAUCCGCAGGAAUCUACCGCACCGCCGCCAUGCACCGGAGAGACGCCUUCCCUCGCUGCAGAGCGCUGACAUGUUGAAGCGUGUGAAGUGUGUCAGAUCAGAUUAGCAGAGUGUUUACAUCACAGGGGAGGGGGCGCCGCCGCCGCCGCCACCGUCCAGACGUGUUAACCGAGCCUUCAUCAGCACUUUAGUCCCGCCGUGAUGGAGUGGUCGCUGGAGAACGUGAGGGAGAUGGUGGCCGGAGGGAUGCAGUCCAUCAGGGAGUGUGAGAUCUGCGCCUUCGCCAUCGCCAUGUGCGUCCUGCUGCUCUUCAUGUGGUACUGUUACCGGGUGGGCCGCGAGCACGGCUCCAGCCCGUUGCGUGGCCGGUACCUGGCAGGGCCCGGCCGGAUCGGCGGCGUGGUGGGAGGCUUCAUGAGUUCAGACUGCCGCGGCCGAGGCAAAGGGAAGCACGGGUCGAUGCUGGAGGAGCAGAACGGGUUCGCCUUCUGCCAGUCGGCCGAGUGUUUCCGGUGCACCAGCGCCGGAGAGAGUCUGAACCAGAGGCUGUACCACAGCCUGCAGGACUACGCCAAGCGCUACACCUGGUCAGGUAUGGGCCGGGUGCACAAAGGAGUCCGAGAUCAAGGCCGCUACCUGAACAGCCGACCCACCAUCCAGCGGCCGGAGGUCUUCUUCCUCCCGGACCUCCCGUCGGCGCCGUUCUUCUCCAGAGAGGUCCAAAGACACGACGUGGAGCUGCUGGAGCAGAGCUUCCCCGCCCUGUUGGCCGAGUUCGAGAGCAUCUACCACCAGCCGCCGGCCCGCAGCGGCUCCUCCCUGCCCCCGGGGUGGAAGGCCAACAGCACCCCUCGUGGGCAGUGGUGGACCUACUACCUGGUGAACCAAGGCACCCCGCUGGUGCUGAACGUCCGGAGGUGUCCGCGGGCCUGGAGGGUGCUCGGCCAGCUGCGCACCUUCAUCGCCAACAACGUGUUCGGGAACGCCUGCUUCUCCGUGCUGACGCCCGGAGCGCUGAUCAGCGAGCACUACGGCCCGACCAACGUCAGGCUGCGAUGCCACCUGGGUCUCCGAGUGCCGCCGUCCUGCGAGCUCGUGGUCGGUGGCGAGCCGCAGUGCUGGUCCGAGGGCAGCUGUCUGCUGUUUGAUGACUCCUUCCUCCACCGGGCCUUCCACGAGGGCGGCGCCGAGGACGGGCCCAGAGUCGUCUUCAUGGUGGACCUCUGGCACCCGAACGUGGCCGCCGCUGAGAGACAAGCCUUGGACUACAUUUUCACUCCGGGCCGCUUAGAGGACAAAGAAGGGAAAUAGAAAGACGUCGUGAGUCCGGGCGCGUUAGGGAAGUCUCUGAUCGUCGGAGCAAAACUGUUUUUUCUGCCUCCAGACCAGCUCGCACACUCACUGUGUACAUACCCUCCGUCUCAUGCAAAGCAGAUGAGCAAACAUUGGACCUCUGUUAUCAGUCCGCCAUUUCGUUAACGCGUUUUAACACGACCACGGCGACAUUUCAGCAUUUUAGACCGCCUCUGCGUACGUCUCAUAUCAUACUCAGACGAGAUAAAUGACUCUUAACGAGACAAACGACGUGUCGCGUGGAUCAAUCAGCCCCGAACCCCUUCACGUGUUUUCAUACAUUUCUGCAAGGGCUAAAAAAAUGUCAUCACCCAACACACCCGACAUGAGUUAGCACAUUUCUUUCAAGCGUUGGACAAACGUUCAUUGAGUUUUUGUGAUUUAUUUUUUUAUUUUUAGCGAUUUCACGACUGAAAUAAAGAAAGCUAGCGUCAGAUCCACCUGACCCGGGUCUGUUGCUCGCUAUCGGCAGAUUCAGUUAGCACCGGUUUAUCAGUGGUUGGAUACUUUAGCUAAGUGGUUGAGGGUGAAGCGAUCUGUCCAUCAGGAAACUCACAGAGAGUUGACGGCUAGCCGCAAACUGCUGCUAACUGUAGCUGCCGUUAGCUCCGUUAGCCGAUUAGCUAAGAAGUUACGUCCAUGUGGCAAAAACAGUCAGAGACUACAUCCACGUCAAACACGGAGGGACGUGUUGCUUAUUAGCGUUUAGAGUCGCCAGUAGCACUGCAGCUAGCACUAAGUCAGUUAGGUUAGCUAUGUGGCUAACCGUUAACUGUAGCUGCCGUUAGCCCCGUUAGCCAAUUAGCCAAGAAGUUACGUCCAUGUUUUAUACUGUCCACGUCAGAUACGGAGGGACUUGUUGCUUAUUAGCGUUUAGAGUCGGGGUUACAGCGCUAAGUCAGUUAGGUUAGCUACAUGGCUAACCGCUAACUGUAGCUGCCGUUAGCCAAUCAAAGGUGUUUGUAUCUUUAGCAGUGGAGGGGUGACACAGAAGUUACGUCCAUGUUUUACACUGUCUGUGGCAAAAACAGUUGGAAUACAGUAGCUGGGUUUGACUCAGUUAGGUUAGCUACAUGGCUAACUGCUAACUGUAGCUGCCGUUAGCUCCGUUAGCCAAUAAGCCAAGAAGUUACGUCCAUGUGUUAUACUGUCUGUGGCAAAAACAGCCAGAGACUUUGUCCAGUUCAAAUACGGAGGGACUUGUUGCUUAUUAGAGUUUAGAGUCGCCAGUAGCACUGCAGCUAGCGCUAAGUCAGUUAGGUUAGCUGGCUAACCGCUAACUGUAGCUGCCGUUAGCCAAUCGAAGGUGUUUGUAUCUUUAGCAGUGGAGAGGUGACACAGAAGUUACGACCAUGUUUUACACUGUCUGUGGCAAAAACGGUCAGAAUACAGUCGCCGGGUUUGACUCAGUUAGGUUAGCUACAUGGCUAACCGCUAACUGUAGCUGCCGUUAGCUAGUUAGCUCAGUUAGCCGUGAAGCUAGCUGGUUGGUGCAGCUUCAAAGGUGAGCGUCACGGAGGCUCGACGUGACGUCGCGGAUACGUCGUCCGUGUUUACAGUCUGUGGUCGGCUUGCAGAAACAUCAUCUCUCUCGUGUCGCGUGUCUUUCGAUAACUGAGGUCCAAUGUUGAUCACGACGUGAAUGUUUACAGGCGCUAACGUCUCCGUCAUGACUCCUGCUGGUGUGGUAGUUUGUCGUGCUCUCCCCCGUCCUUCUUCUUCUUUUUGUUUUGUUGGAAAAAUCAGUCCUGCUUUCACGCUGAGACAUGGUUAGAGAAGCACAUUUUCAGGCAGAGUCGAGAGCGUUUUUGGUAAAUUUACUAAACUAUGAUUUGGUUGUAUUUGAUAUCAGGUUUGUAUUUCUGUAAAUAAGGUCGAGGUUAAAAAAAAAAACGCCUGAGCGGUCUGAUGUUUUGAAAUGAUUGUCUUCAAUGCUAGAGUUAUUGUGUUGUCUUGAUUUACAGCUAACGCGAUCCAUGAAUCAUUUUGAUAGAUUAAAUUUGUAGAUUCUGUAAAAUGUUUAUGAAGUGCGAUGUUCCGUGACGUGUUUCCUUCUUCUGUUUUUUUAACUCACCGCCUCAGUCCUUAAUUCUUCUGCAGCACUUCAUGGAUGAACUCGUGUGCGGUGAAAUUUAAUGUUCAGCAGCUUUAACGCUCCAUCUAUUCGAUUCUGAUGUUUACAGACGUACGUGCGGUUAUUCACACGCUGUUUACCGACACUCACAUUGAGCUGUCCGUGAUUCGGUUUGAAGUCAUUCCCGAAGCUUUCGCUUAAAAAACAAAAACACACACAAAAAAAAAACACGCGGCACACGGUGGGGCGCCCAUUUUGUUUACAUUUGAUGAAGGAUUUGUCCUUUAACACCUUCUUGUGUGGAUUUUGAACAGUAUUUCUGUACAUUUAAUAAAUGGUCGAGUAUCUUAUUUAA